Molecule: messenger RNA, 1176 nt
Organism: Podarcis lilfordi (Lilford's wall lizard)
Lineage: Eukaryota; Metazoa; Chordata; Lepidosauria; Squamata; Lacertidae
Source: the annotation of a GenBank genome assembly
GCCAGACUGGGGGAAGCAGAAGAACCAAUUUGCCUGGACCUCAAGCUCAAAGGCGAUCUCAAAUGUAGUUACUUGUUAACUGGGUUAUCUGGUAAAUUUCACAACUGGCUUUUAUGCACAUUGGUCCAAAACGUGACACACACACUCUGCUUGGAGCUGCACAUUUAAGCAAUGCGGGGAUGCGAUUUGGUAUUACCGUGUGACCCAGAUUUCAAAUUACUCAGUUUUUGGGGUGGCACAAAACAUGGGGUUUGUGGCACAAAGCUAGCACUAAACUUUGGCAUCAGUGGGAGGGGGAUGAUGCAGAAUUUUGAGGUCACAUGUUAAUGAAGCUCCUUCAGAUCACGAUGACGGCAGAGAAUAUUACUACUUGUCAUAUGACCUAGGCGGAAGACAAUACCUGUUGCCACCCUCACAGAAGAGCUGAGGCACAAUUACAGUUCUGUAACAGCUCACACUUUUGUUCUCCGAUUACUUAACAGAGUAGGAUAGAAAAAGAAACACCCCCCCCCCAGCAUUGUGCAUUUUUUGGGUAUGUGCUGUUGUUUCCCAUGGGAGGGAAAACAAGUACGGACAGAAUGGGCAAGCAUUAGGGACAUUUUAUAGAAUAAAGCUGUGAUUUCCUUAUGUCUCUGCACAUCCACAGGGAAGAGCAAUUUUGCAGAAACAUCAAGAUGGCAGGAUAAUGGAUUCCUCUGACAGAAUGAUGAGUGAAAGAAAGAAGUAAUUACCAUUAAUGCACUUCAAUUACGGCUCAACUUUCUUUCUUUUCCUUUAUUCUUUUUUUCCCCCUUUAAAAAAGCUGCACGUUCAUGGCUAAAUUUCUAUUUAAAACGAAACAGUUGCCACAGAGCCGUCACAGCUAAGAGCAGAAAUUCCCUCCCAGCUACCGGCAAAUUAGCAGUAAUGUCCUUAUUAUACCAAAAGUGGGAUGAUUGGAUUCUUCCAGGCAAAUGCAGGAAGUGCUUGUUUGUUACGACGGCCUUCCUCCUUCCUCCUUCCUCCCUAAAAAGUCACAGUUGAACUUUGCUUCCAGGGCUAAUCACCAGCUAAGCAUGAUACCACUUUCUUCUGGUUCCUAUUUAGCUUUCAAAGCCCUCACAGGAUCUCUGUCAUGGAUCAGUACCACCUUCCAGCCGGGAGUGAGGUCAGCGGACAGCCUCGCUACACAGGAAG